CGUCCUGUGACGUCCUGUGUCACUAGCUAUUUUUAGCAUCCUAAGUUAACCUUGAUCAGGCACUUCGAUUCGAACUUCAUUUGCUAGCCACUAUCACAGUUACAGCUGCAGUCUGAUCACCUCGUUGACCUCAGAGACGUGUCUUGCGGAAAGGAAUAAUUUAAAUAUCGCCUGUAUUCCUCGCAGAAUACGAUGGCAUUCAACAUAUUUCUUCGAGGUGUCCUACCUACUGCAAUCUUCCUCCCAAUGAGUUAUGUAGCAAUGCAAAUCGUGUUUGGCCGUCACAUGUACCAAAGCGGUACAGGACUGCAACUUCGCGAACAUUGCAGCGCCCCAAUCGGAACGGAAGGGUACCCUUUGCGCUUGGCAUACACAGGCUAUCCUGACCUCGAUUAUCGCAUGUGCGCACUUGUCGCGCUCUUUAAGGCCCUGCUGAACCCGGCCUAUCGACCUCUCGUAGCAGAGCUCUUCACUGCCCUCGCUGCAGUGACAAUGAUACCCUUCGUCGAAGCUGCACGUGAAAAACGCUCUAUCUUCCUUGGAAUGCCUGCUGCUGUUGGCGUGCUCUUCCAGCUGUUCAGUUUUGCGGUCAUCAUGCCAGUUUAUUAUGUCGCGCUUAUUCUGAGUGGAGCAGCAAUCGGUAGCCCCGUCAAAGGUCGCGCAACAAAAAUUACCCAGGGCAGUGCCGAAGCUUUACUCUUUGCCCUGGUAGUUGGCUACAUCAUCCCGACGGUGUGUAUGGUUGUAUUUCAAGAUACCAUAUCCACUGCACUAUGGCAAGGUUACCCCAUCAUCAUGGCGUUCGCGCAGUUUCUACACCUCAUCAUCCGCCCUUCUUCCCGUUACGUGAAAUCCGGUUACGUUACUAUCCAGGCCAUGUAUGGUCUUAUCUUCGUCACGUCUGCUAUCCUCCACAUCUACUACACGUGGCCACUCUUCUUUGACAUCCAGCAAUUCCAGAAGGUCCUGGUGCCACAGUUGGCACUGAGUCGGCAUCCUUUGUCCUUAGCCGAAGGAGUUGCCGCUGUCAUCCAGUGGGAUGCAGUGUUCGGAGUAGGGUCGACCCUUCUUGUGACAUUUUGGUUCGCUCAAGGCAUGAAGGAAGUCGCUUUACUCUUCCUUUGGCAUGCACUCGUCUCAGUGGCGUUUGGCCCUGGAGCAGCCAUAGCUGGCGUACUGUCAUUUAGAGAAGCGAGAAUAAAUAGCCAAACUCCUGUGGUGGAUAAGGAGCAAUGAGUUUGACCGCCGGGGCCAUGACUGGAUUAGAGUACCGAGUCUCAAUAUCGAUGUCAUCACUAUGUACGCAAUAUGUACGUGUAUCGACCCUCAUUUGAAUCAAUAAUGGUACAGCCGAAAAGCAAAAGCAGAAAAUAAAAUGCUAAACAGAUACAAUAUUCAUCGCAAAGAAAUCAUGAACAAUCCACAAAGUUGGUCACGGAUCACCGCUUCUUGCUUUUGCCAUUCGCAUUCGCCUUGGGUUUAGCAGGAGCCUUUUUCUUUUUGGGUCGAUCAUCGUCCGAAUCGGAAUCACCGCGAGUUCCCUUUGCCUCGGCGGCUCGCUUGGAAUCGGCUGGUUUUA
This is a messenger RNA of Suillus paluster, 1579 nucleotides long. RefSeq lists its product as uncharacterized. The transcript is spliced from 3 exons. The record is from RefSeq and is a predicted model, not a curated record. Lineage: Eukaryota; Fungi; Basidiomycota; Agaricomycetes; Boletales; Suillaceae. The coding region runs from base 193 to 1236 and encodes 347 amino acids.